This is a messenger RNA of Plutella xylostella (diamondback moth), 3841 nucleotides long. The record is from RefSeq and is a predicted model, not a curated record. NCBI's taxonomy places the organism in Eukaryota, Metazoa, Arthropoda, Insecta, Lepidoptera, Plutellidae.
GUCAAAAAAUACUCAACAAAAUAAUCAGCUGAGGGCGUAAACGUUUACAAAUAAAACAAAUUCAAUAAUUCUUUUAACCUAUUUUAAAUUUAUUUAAGAAUUUUUAUGAAAAUACGAAAGUUCUCCCAUUAGCGAUAAGUUACGGUACUAUCUACCCGCAAAAUCACCAAUAAAUUCACCGGUCAAUUUUGGACGAAGACUUCAUUUUGGAUGUACAGAAGUUGGACGACUCCACGUCAAUCAUGUCUUCAUCGCCGCCCCCAACUAAACCACCGCGCGGCGUGAAGCAAGGGAAGGAGACGAGUGGGCUGCUGAUGUCAGUCAUAAGGACUCUCUCGGCGAGUGAAACAAAUGAACAGAGAGAGAAAGAGAGGGCCAAGCUAGAGAAGGAGUACAAGAAGAGUGAUGCGAAGCUCGAUGAGCUGGUGGCUCAGAAUGCUGCUGAGAUCAUGGAAGUUAUGCAGAAGUUCAGCCAAGCCCAAGCAGCCCUCUCUGCGUGGGGCCAGCGUAGCGACGCGGCCACGGCUCGACUCGGGGCUUGUAGACAACUGCUGCGGCUUCGGAGGGACGACCUGCGGCGCCUGUGGACUGACGCGAGGGCGUCCGCGCAUGCGCUGGAGAUGCUCACUGAUAUUGAACUAGUAGCUAGCUCAGAGCACUCGUUCUCGUCGGCCGCCAGCAGCGGGCUGGUGCUGUCGGCGGCGCACACACUGCGCGGCGCGCUGGCGGCGGCCGCUUCGCUGCACGCGCCCGCGCUCCACGCCGCCGAGCUGCGGCUGCAGGUCAGUGCCCGCCAUGCCCACACACAUAGCCGAGACAGGUUUAUUAUACACUCAGGGGCAAAGAAACAGUUCCACUGCUACAUCCCGCACAGCUCGCUGGCAGCUCGCUCAGGGCACUCGUUCUCGUCCGCCGCCAGCAGCGGGCUGGUGCUGUCGGCGGCGCACACACUGCGCGGCGCGCUGGCGGCGGCCGCCUCGCUGCACGCCGCCGAGCUGCGGCUGCAGUGUAUCAGUAGGAUACAUCCGCACAGCUCGCUGGCAGCUAGCUCAGAGCACUCGUUCUCGUGCGCCGCCAGCAGCGGGCUGGUGCUGUCGGCGGCGCACACACUGCGCGGCGCGCUGGCGGCGGCCGCCUCGCUGCACGCGCCCGCGCUCCACGCCGCCGAGCUGCGGCUGCAGGGUACAUCCCCCAGCUCGCUGGCAGCUCGCUCAGAGCGCGGGGUCCCCUGCGGCGCCAGCAGCGGGCUGGUGCUGUCGGCGGCGCACACACUGCGCGGCGCGCUGGCGGCGGCCGCCUCGCUGCACGCGCCCGCGCUUCACGCCGCCGAGCUGCGGCUGCAGAAGGCGCCAUUAAGUUACUCGCUGGCAGCUCGCUCAGAGCGCGGGGUCCCCUGCGGCGCCAGCAGCGGGCUGGUGCUGUCGGCGGCGCACACACUGCGCGGCGCGCUGGCGGCGGCCGCCUCGCUGCACGCGCCCGCGCUCCACGCCGCCGAGCUGCGGCUGCAGAAAUGUCAAUUCCCCGUGAGCGUAUUAAUAGGGUUUGUGAAUGGAACUUUAUCAUUGCUCGUGAGUGUACUAGUAGGAUACAUCCCGCACAGCUCGCUGGCAGCUCGCUCAGAGCACUCGUUCUCCUCUGCCGCCAGCAGCGGGCUGGUGCUGUCGGCGGCGCACACACUGCGCGGCGCGCUGGCGGCGGCCGCCUCGCUGCACGCGCCCGCGCUCCACGCCGCCGAGCUGCGGCUGCAGAUGAAGAAGCAAGAGCUGGUGGACACGAUAGUUUCCGGUCUGAACGCGGCCGUGUACCGCGGGCAGCCGGCGCUCAGCCGCCGCCCGUCCGCCCGGCGCCGCGCCGCGCUGCUCAUAGCUGAGCUUACAAAACCGGAGGAAGUGACAGACGCCUACCUACAAGACAUAACUCCCGAGUUCGAAGCGUCUCUUACUGAAGAGGACAAGACGUUUGAGACUACCGUCAUGAUAUCACUUGAGGCAUUGGGGGUUUUGGACUCGCUGAAGGAAGCUUCUGAGAAAUUCAAAGUGCAAAUCCAGGGCCAACUCCUAGAAGUAAUAGACACGGUGUCCCGUCGCAUCAUAGCCGAAAGGGACACCGACAUAGAAGGCGACGAGUGCGAGCGAGACGGCGAUAUACAGAUCAACGAUAGUGCGACAGAGAGCGAUAGACCGCUGACCCGGCUAGUGCAGUGUCUGAGUGACGAGUUCCGAGCUAAUGCUCUUAGGAAUAACAGAUUGCUCCAACUAUGGCGUGCGGCGUUGCAACGUCACAAGAUGUCGGACUCGUGUCUCCACACCGAGCAACACUACUGGAGCGCCGUGCAACAAGUCAUGCAACUACUCCUAACCGAGUACCUGGACAUAUCCUGGCUCGCCGUCAAAGGGCGUAGCGCGGCGCCGCCCCCCGACCUAAGGCUUCCUGACUACUUCGCCAAGAAACGGGUGCCGAGGAAGCCGGCACGACUGUUCACUUUACCUCCGGUAACAUCGACCACGCAGCCAUCAGCCCGCCGCCUGGCCCGCGCGCCACUAGUGGCGUCCCCGGGCGCAGCGCGCCUGCCGGCCGUCCUGCCGCCGCUGCACGAGCUGGCCUCGCUCGCGGCGCGCCCUGGCACCGAAUGCUCGCUCAAAGAGUUUAUAACGAACUACGUGCGUGAGUGUGAGACGGAACGUUUAUCUACGGAGGGACGGACCGCCAUAGACAACGCUAUGAAAGAGGCUAGUGCUUGGCGCGAGAGGGCGCCACCGCCGGGCGGACGGGAACACCGUCUAAUAUUCACCUGCUGCAUUUCCUCGUGGGAGGCAAUAGCGUCCGUAGCGAAGUCGGCGAAACGGUGCGGAAGCUUCGGCGGCUCUGAAGCAGCAAGGGCGAUAUUACCUUGCGCCGCCGCCCUAUGUGCCCAUGCUAGGGCCGCGCAUUCUAGAAUGGUGCCGGUCACUUCGCGAGCUGCUAGAUGGUUAUCGGACGACGACAUAGUCCGCUUCCUGCAGUCGCUGCCCAACUGGCGCGUCGCCACCGCCGCCGAGCCCGUCGCAGAGGACAAGGCUCUCGAGGAGGAACUUCACCAAGCCUACUCUCGCGAGGCGGAGAUCCUGGGUUCGAGUCUGCGCGACGGCGCCGUGACCCGCGCGGAGAUCAUAGCCGAGGUCGCCGCGCUGGCCGACAUGGCGCUGCUGUGCGAGAGUAUGGCAUGGAUAAGCACCAACGUGAAGUCGCUCCCAUCCCUCAUGAGCGGCAUCAAGCUGGGCGACAAGCUACAGGCUGACCUCGCCGCCGCCGCCGCCGUCUUCGACGAGAUUCAACACAAGUGUCUGUUGUUGCUGCAUUUGGAGAUGCGCAUCCAGUGCUUCCACUACCUGGGCGGGCCGGGCGGCGGCGCGGCCCCGCUGGCGGCGGCGCUCACCUCCUUCCACGAGCACGCCUCGCCCGUGCUGUCACUAGCCAGCAGACAGUACAUAAUGAACGGCAUCGGCGAGAUGAUGUCAGCCGGCAUCGUCUGGUGCUGCGUCGAAGAACGAGACGCGAACACCCGCCUACCCACCCUGAGGCACUGCCUCGCCGCCCUCAGCCUACCCCACCGGGGCCUGACCAGCGCGACGCGGUAUAUACAGCUGCUGGCUGACCCUCCCGAGGAAAUCAUCAAAUCAGUCCGAGAGAAGGGCGCCCAAUUCUCCGAGCUGGAAUACCUGAACGCCUUCAAGAUAAUCGGGGCCAAGCGAGGCCUGUCCCAAGCGGACAUGAAGGGGUAUUUGAAGCAACUGUCCUCGGCUUUGGGACAUAUUGGGGUAACUGUUUAAUGUAUUUUUAAUAUGUUGGUAGAUUUGGUUGG